Cuscuta europaea is the source of this 869-nucleotide messenger RNA. The record is from the annotation of a GenBank genome assembly. Lineage: Eukaryota; Viridiplantae; Streptophyta; Magnoliopsida; Solanales; Convolvulaceae.
UAUCGGUAGCGGAGGCGAAAAAGCUGAUGAGAUUGGUGAGUGUGGAGGCGCUGAAGGGUAAUCUAGGUUUGGAACAAAAGGAGGUGAUUGCCUAUUCGCAGCUACUGGAUGCGUGUCAAAUUGUAGGCGUAGCCAAGUCUCGAGAAGAGGCGGAGGCGUUUUCUCGUGUCCUGGACGAAGCCGGUGUGAUCUUACUCUUCCGUGAUAAAGUUUAUCUUCAUCCCGAUAAGGUUGUUGAUCUAGUUAGGAAGGCAAUGCCAAUUGCACUUUUACCUGAAGGCGAUCCAUCCACAGAUGAGCUUAAUAAACUACAGGAAGUUAUGGAUGGAAUCGACAAGCUUGCACAUAGACAGGUUCGCUUCAUUCUUUGGACAGGUCUGGGGGCAGGUAUUUUGCUGGUUGGCCUUUUCUUCCGCCUUACAUUCUGGGAAUUCUCUUGGGAUGUUAUGGAGCCAAUAGCGUUUUUCACUACUACAACUGGUUUAGUCAUAGGCUAUGCAUACUUCCUGUUCACUUCAAGGGACCCCACUUACCAGGACAUGCUGAAGAGGCUCUUCAUUUCUAGACGAAGGAAGCUCAUAAAGAAGAAGAAUUUUGAUAUACAGAGAUUUGUAGAACUCCAGAAGAAAUGCAGGUUACCCCAGAAUGGAACAAACUCGAUUAAUCGUAAGUUGGGGGUAGACCUAGAGGAAAUGCUACAUGGCCAUUAGAAGGUAUAAUUUUGCUGUAGGCUGUGUUUGGUGAUAAGUGCCUACCAAAAUAGUAAAGCUGAUUGCUGAAGCUUCUGCUAUCUUUAUUGACUUGUAGAAAAGAUGGGAGAAGAUUAAUAAGCUUAUUACUCUAAUCUAAUGCUAAAUUUCUAGUGCCAA